AACAGUGAAGAAUACAGACUGCAAAAUGCCAUCAUCUAUUCAUAACACCCUUUUUAGACCUACAUUAUUUUCUCUCAGUGUGCAACCUGUGAGAAUGCAACUCAGUACACAAUCUCUACAGACAGAACCCUCAACCUUCAUUCCUGGUGAAGCUAAAACUGUCAAUAAACGCAGCAUACUUCCCUUUCAUUCCCGUUACAGCCGUAGUCUCAUGAUUAAACAUAUCUUUUUGAAAUAUUCAAGCGUGAUUCUCAAGCCCCCCUUCACUUCCUUUCCUCCGACAGGCGGGUCUUCCAGCAGCCCCCCCGGGAUCAACUGGAGUCAGUGGUGGACGUACGACGGAAUCUCCGGCCCUCGCUUCUGGGGCGUCAUCAACCCGGCCUGGGGGAUGUGCCGCGAAGGACGCCGUCAGUCCCCCAUCAACGUGGAUCCCAAGACGCUUCUCUUUGACCCGAAUCUCACUCCAUUUACAUUGGAUAAGGUCACGGUGGCGGGCGAACUCAUCAACACAGGACACAGCGUGGAGUGGAGGGCCGCCCGCGACUCCGUGAUGGUGAAUAUCACGGGCGGCCCCCUCAGCUACGUCUACACCGUCACCCACGCCCGCCUGCACUUCGGCGAGCGGGAUCAGCAGGGUUCUGAGCACCUGCUGGACAACAGAGCCUUCCCUGCGGAGUUGCAGCUGUAUGGAUAUAACUCACAGCUGUACAGGAACUUCAGCCAGGCUUCAGGGCAGGUGUAUGGAGUAGUGGGUAUUGCUCUGCUUGUUCAGCUUGGGGAACGCAUGACGCCAGAGUUCAGAGUGCUCCUAGAGGGCGUCGACUCCAUCACGUACGGAGGAUCGUCAGUAGCGGCCGCGUCCCUGGUGGUGAGCGGCCUCCUGCCUUCGACGGAACACUAUCUCACCUACGAAGGUUCCCUCACCGAGCCCGCCUGCCACGAGACAGUCACCUGGAUUAUCCCCAACAAGCCCCUCUAUAUCAACGUCGCCAUGAUGAGGCAACUGCGGGCGCUGAGACAAGGGAAUUCCACUUUAGCCAAUGCGCCCGUUGCUAAUAAUUUUCGACCCAUCCAGACAGCGCAUCACCGAACCAUACGGACCAAUAUUCACUUCACGCACGAUAAACAGGACGACCGCUGCAGAAUAACCAAUCCAACCAUCGUCUACAAAGUGACCCAUGGCUGCUAGAUGCUGUCGUCCAGCCUCGGCCAGAGCACCGUCCUCGUCCAGAUUUGUGCAACAGCAAAGUCAACUUCCACUCGAGAACCCACCAGAACCUUCGUCUACUCUCCCCCAUGAUCUUAUUGCUACCUUGUCUUUCCUCUUUCAUUGUCGAACAAAAGGAGAAAAAAAGAGCUGUUUCUUUUAUCAAGAGUAAAGAAGUCGGUGUUUUUGGAUUUUUUUACCUUCAUUGGAACUAGUCCGUCUUUCGAUAGUCGAUUUUUUUUAGUUUGGGAAGACUAUGAUUUAUAAAUUUAAAUUUUGUUUUACUCGAGUGUCGUUGUCUCACGACACUCGAAUAAGACUCGACAUGUUCUUAUUCUUCUCCCUCCUCACUUACAAAACGCAAAAAUAAAAUUCCAUCAAAAUGAACACCCUUCUUUCUCAUACUGAGGGGGUAGUGCGCAGCUCCUCACUUUUACGCCCCUUCCAAAGUUGAGAACCUGCGAACAAUGUCCCUAUUUACCACUCCUUAGACAAAAGUUCUUUCUCGAGGACGAAACAUACAACAUCCACUCUCUGCCACCCACUCUCGUACUCACUUCCCGCCCUCCCGUCAUGUACUCACACACACUUCCCAAAUACUUCAAGGAUAAUAACACCUCGACGCCAUGUUGAGUAGAUCUGUCAUCUCCCGGGUACACUACACUCUGUCCCCUUCGCUAUUCUCCCAUUUACCUCUGUCCAUCAUCUCCGCUUAGUUAUAUUUCCUGUGUAAUAUUGUGUAUUUCUUCUCCAUCAUUUGUAGAAGCGUUAAUGAAAUAAAUAAAAGAAUAGUAUCUAGGAGAAAUAAAGACAACUCACACCGGGCACCAGCCGAGAAUCUUAUCUUCCACACGGUGAUGAUAACAAGUAAGUGAAUACAUGAAAACCAUUUGGAUCAUUCAGACAAGGCGUAUUCCUUGUUAUACGAAUGAGCAUUUUCAAGAGAAUUAAAAAAAAA
Molecule: messenger RNA, 2165 nt
Organism: Penaeus monodon (black tiger shrimp)
Lineage: Eukaryota; Metazoa; Arthropoda; Malacostraca; Decapoda; Penaeidae
Product: carbonic anhydrase-related protein 10-like
Molecular function (GO): carbonate dehydratase activity; zinc ion binding
Source: RefSeq, a predicted model, not a curated record